Molecule: messenger RNA, 2012 nt
Organism: Histoplasma capsulatum G186AR
Lineage: Eukaryota; Fungi; Ascomycota; Eurotiomycetes; Onygenales; Ajellomycetaceae
Product: alpha-1,2-mannosyltransferase Kre5
Exons: 5
Coding region: 1-1515 (504 amino acids)
Biological process (GO): protein N-linked glycosylation; cell wall mannoprotein biosynthetic process
Cellular component (GO): Golgi apparatus; membrane
Molecular function (GO): alpha-1,2-mannosyltransferase activity
Source: RefSeq, a predicted model, not a curated record
AUGGGGUUCGUACAACGCCUCGCAAAGCGAGCCCCAUAUUUAACAGCGGCCCCUGCUUUUGACAAUGUCUCGAACGAAAAGGGCGUCAUAAUACCCAGAUUCGCCUUCUUCAAGCGGCGGAUACGACUCCGAAGGAACUCUGCUAUUUCAAUACCACUGGGCUUCGUUCUAUUAUUUCCUUGUAUUGUAAUAGUUCUUGUAUUCCUUCUCAUCAUCACUCAUCCUUCUUCUUCAGGUCGAAUUUUGUUGCCGGCUGGAACCCCUCCGUCAAUCAGAAAAAUCAGCGAAAAACAUGAUAAAGUUUUUGCUACUGGUUGUCUUGAAAUGGACACCAGUACUCCAAGAGCAAAUGCCGCAUUUGUAGUCUUGGCAAGAAAUAAGGAAUUAGAUGGCGUGAUUCAAUCCAUGAAAUCUAUUGAACGACAUUUCAACAGAUUCUACAACUAUCCUUAUGUGUUCCUAAAUGACGGAGACUUCGACCAGAAUUUCAAAGAUACGAUUGCCAACUAUACAAGUUCUUCUGUGGAAUUUGGUAAAAUUGACUCUUCCAUGUGGGGAUACCCUGACUGGAUCGACCAUGAAGUAGCCAAGGAAGGAAUUAGAAAGCAAGGAGAUGCCGCCAUUAUGUAUGGUGGCAUGGAGAGUUACCACCACAUGUGUCGGUUUUAUUCUGGAUUCUUCUACAAGCACGAGCUCCUCAUGAAAUAUGAAUGGUACUGGCGCCUGGAGCCAGAUAUCAAAUAUUUCUGUGACAUCACCUAUGAUCCAUUCCUCAAAAUGAUCGAGCAUAAUAAAACAUACGGGUUUACUAUUGCUGUUAAAGAGCUCAGGGAAACAGUCCCAAACCUCUUCCGUUACGCUUCUGCCUACAAGAGAACAAACAAUAUUACAUCCCAGGGUUUGUGGGAAAUGUUCCUGGAAGAUCCCCCGGAGCCGAAGGAACCAGCCAAGGAAACUCCAGAGUAUGAGCCAUUGCCAGAUGAAAUCCUGCAGACGCAACCAGGCAACGGAGCCAUUGAAGACAUCGACCCUGAAGCUAUGGAAGGAGAAAAGUAUAACAUGUGCCAUUUCUGGAGUAAUUUUGAAAUCGCUCGACUUGAUUGGUUCCGUAGCAAGGAGUACGAUGACUUCUUCAACAUGAUGGACAGAAGUGGUGGAUUUUGGAUGGAACGAUGGGGUGAUGCACCGAUCCAUUCACUUGCGGCUGGUGUCCUCCUCGCACCCAAAGACAUUCAUUACUUCCGAGAUUUUGGAUAUCGACACACAACCAUCCAGCAUUGCCCGGCCAACGCCCCUGCCCGUCAGCAGGACAGGAUUCCGUAUCUCGAAAUGACCACUUUGGAUGAGAAAAAACGACAAGAAGAGGACGAGUACUGGGAUGUACCAGACACACCGAAAGAAAAUGGAGUGGGUUGCCGGUGUCGAUGCGACACGGAUAUUGUAGACGUGGAAGGCAAACCAGGAAGUUGUCUAGCAGAAUGGGUCGAAGUUGCUGGAGGCUGGGCAUCUCCAUAAACCGAUCUCUUGAUUGCUUUGGUCGCCCGUUCUCUCAUCCUCGUUGCCAGCCCAGGCCAAGUGUUCGUUUUCUCUAAAAUGCCGAGCUACCCUUUUUGGUCAUCUAGGAGUUUAUAUUCUUAACCCUGCACGAACCUUUUAUGGUUUUUUCUUCUUUUUUCCUUCAAUCCGCUUAUUGGGAAUUAAGGCGUUUUUUGCAUGUGAUACUUAAUAUACGGGUUUCUUUUUGCCUUGCUUAUUAUUUUGUUUUUGUCUUAUGUCAUUUUCCCCGUUCUCCCUCCACGAGCAGCCCCAGCGUCAUCGCAUUCUUCCGCAAAAACUAUUCCAGAUCUCUAUAUUAUAUCUGCCGGGCAUUCCAAACUUGUCAUCUGGUCCGUUUUCCACAUAGGAUGUUUCCUUUCGGAGACGGGAGCAUCCUCCUAACGGCUCCCGGGUAUACGAUGUGUCGUCCACCCAUUACGAUACGGCAUAAAGAUGAAAUAGAAAGAAAGCUAACC